Messenger RNA from Eptesicus fuscus (big brown bat), 1775 nucleotides. RefSeq names its product abhydrolase domain containing 16B (gene ABHD16B). Gene Ontology annotation, biological process: phosphatidylserine catabolic process; monoacylglycerol catabolic process. The transcript has a single exon. The record is from RefSeq and is a predicted model, not a curated record. Bases 134 to 1543 code for a protein of 469 amino acids. Gene Ontology annotation, molecular function: monoacylglycerol lipase activity; glycerophospholipase activity. Lineage: Eukaryota; Metazoa; Chordata; Mammalia; Chiroptera; Vespertilionidae. Gene Ontology annotation, cellular component: endomembrane system.
GGCGCCACCCAGGACAGCUCCGAGCGAGCGGUGCUAGCCCCUGCAGUGCCCGCUGGGCCGGGCCAGGGUCUCUCCGCACGACCCCGCCCCGGAAACUGCGCAUUAGGGUUCCCGCAGAGCUGCCUGGACGCCCAUGUGUGUCGUCUGCUUCGUGAAGGCGCUGGUGCACGUGUUCAAGAUCUACCUGACUGCCAACUACACCUACAACUUCCGCAGCUGGCCUGUGGACUUCCGCUGGGAUGACGUGGGCGCCCGCGCGGGGGGCAGCAGUCACUGCGCGCUGACGUGCACGGCGGCUGCGGCUGGCGUGUGGCUGCUCCAGGAUGCCGCGCUGGGCGGGGGCGCGCCGGGGAGGCCGCUGCACGGGUCGCGCAGCCAGCUGCAGUGCCUUCUGCAGCAGAUCCGAGAGCUGCCCGGCCAGCUGGCCAGCUACGCGCUGGCCCACUCGCUGGGCCGCUGGCUCGUGUACCCGGGCUCCAUGUUCCUGAUGACCCGAGCGCUGCUGCCACUGCUGCAGCAGGGCCAAGAACGCCUGGUGGAGCGCUACCACGGCCGGCGUGCCAAGCUGGUGGCCCGAGAUGGCAACGAGAUCGACACCAUGUUCAUGGAUCGCCGCCAACACCCGGGCAGCCAGGGCCGCGGCCUGCGCCUGGUCAUCUGCUGUGAAGGCAACGCCGGCUUCUAUGAGAUGGGCUGCCUGUCGGCGCCGCUGGAGGCUGGCUACUCGGUGCUGGGCUGGAACCACCCGGGCUUCGGGGGCAGCACCGGCGAGCCGUUCCCUCGGCACGAUGCCAACGCUAUGGACGUGGUGAUCAAGUACGCACUGCACCGUCUGCGCUUCCCGCCGGCGCACGUGGUGAUCUAUGGCUGGUCCAUUGGCGGCUUCACAGCCACCUGGGCCACCAUGACCUACCCGGAGCUGGGGGCUCUGGUGCUUGAUGCCACCUUCGACGACCUUGUGCCUCUGGCCCUGAAGGUCAUGCCCCAGAGCUGGAAGGGACUGGUGGUGCGCACCGUGCGUGAACACUUCAACCUCAAUGUCGCGGAGCAGCUGUGCGGCUACCCCGGGCCGGUGUUGCUGCUCCGGCGAACUCUGGACGACGUGGUCAGCACCUCGGGCCCCCUGCGCCCCCUGCCGUCCGGCGACGUGGAGGGCAACCGCGGUAACGAGCUGCUCCUGCGCCUGCUGCAGCACCGCUACCCGGCUGUGAUGGCGCGCGAGGGCCACGCCAUCGUGACCCGCUGGCUGCGCGCGGGCAGCCUGGCACAGGAAGCUGCUUUCUAUGCGCGUUACCACGUGGAUGACGACUGGUGCCUGGCACUGCUACGCUCCUAUCGCGCUCACUGGGAGGACAAGCAGGAGGACGAGGAGUUCUGGGGACCGCAAGGCCUCGCCUUCCCGUGGCUGGUGGGUCAGGACCUGAGCUCGCGUAGGCGCCGGCAACUCGCGCUGUUCCUGGCGCGAAAACACCUCAAGAACGUGGAAGCGACUCAUUGCAGCCCGCUAGAACCCGAGGACUUCCAGUUGCCCUGGAGACUGUAGCCUGAGCCCCCGGCAACUAGCGUUGGUGCUUUUGCUCAUCUUCAGGGCCCCAGAGCCAUUCCCCUCCCCACACCCCAACCAGUAAAGCUGGCCUGCCCCGGGGACCCCAACUGGUUUCUGGGAGAGGGUAAGGCCUUCCCAGCUCCCUUUCUCUUCUUCCCCCAAACACUUGUGGAUGUCUCAGUCUGCUCCCAGUUCCUAAAGGGAAUGCAAAGAUUAACCUGACCCAAUU